GCACUGCUGCUGGCUGCUCUCAUCGCCUAUAAAACCCACCACACUCCCUUCCUUCGCUGUCCAUCCAUCCCCAUCCCUCUCCCCUUCCCCAAGAACCUGAGGACGUCGUCCGUGGGGGGGCAAAUCAAUCGAUCCUUCUCAGAGAAGCCAUCCUUUCCUCUGCUCAGGGUGAGGGAGGGAGCUCUCCAGCUCCCGCCAUGUCUGCCAGGUGGGGCCCGCCGGCCGGCCUCGUCCUGCUCCUCCUGCUGCUGUCGGCGGUGGCGGCGCGCGCGGACAGGCCGGCGAGGGCCGGGAAGGCCGCGGAGGCGGAGCCCGAGGAGUCCUCCGCCGUCUUCCAGCUCUACGGCGACGUAUACCCCCACGGGCUGUACUACGUGGCCAUGAGCAUCGGCAACCCGCCGAGGCCUUACUUCCUCGACGUCGACACCGGCAGCGACCUCACCUGGCUCCAAUGCGAUGCCCCCUGCGUCAGCUGCAACAAGGUGCCACACCCGCUCUACAGACCAACAAAGAACAAGAUUGUACCAUGUGUGGAUCAGCUGUGCAGCUCUCUACAUGGCGGUCUGAGCGGAAAGCACAAGUGCGACUCACCGAAGCAGCAAUGUGACUAUGAAAUCAAGUAUGCCGACCAGGGCUCGUCCCUGGGCGUGCUUCUCACUGACAGCUUUGCAGUCCGCCUUGCCAACAGCUCCAUCGUCCGUCCCAGUCUUGCAUUCGGGUGUGGGUAUGACCAGCAGGUUGGGAGCAGCACUGAGGUAGCGCCAACUGAUGGUGUGCUUGGGCUUGGGAGUGGAUCAAUCAGCUUGCUUUCACAGCUCAAGCAGCAUGGGAUUACUAAGAACGUGGUUGGCCACUGCCUCAGCAUCAGAGGAGGGGGAUUCCUCUUCUUUGGAGACAAUCUUGUGCCUUAUUCACGUGCGACAUGGGUGCCUAUGGUUAGGAGUGCAUUCAAGAAUUACUACUCACCGGGUACAGCGAGCCUGUAUUUUGGUGGCCGAUCACUAGGUGUAAGACCAAUGGAAGUAGUAUUGGACAGUGGCAGCUCAUUCACCUACUUUGGUGCCCAGCCAUAUCAAGCGCUUGUCACUGCACUUAAGAGUGAUCUUAGCAAGACGCUGAAAGAGGUAUUCGACCCUUCUCUCCCUCUUUGCUGGAAAGGGAAGAAACCAUUCAAAUCCGUGCUGGAUGUCAAAAAGGAGUUCAAAUCAUUAGUUUUGAGCUUUUCUAACGGCAAGAAAGCACUCAUGGAGAUCCCUCCUGAGAACUACCUCAUUGUCACUAAAUUCGGGAAUGCGUGCUUGGGAAUCCUCAACGGAUCGGAGAUCGGCCUCAAGGAUCUGAACAUUGUGGGAGACAUUACAAUGCAGGAUCAGAUGGUGAUAUAUGACAAUGAGAGAGGGCAGAUUGGAUGGAUCCGUGCACCCUGUGACAGAAUCCCCAACGAAAAUACCAUUCACGGAUUCGAAGAAGGUUAUUGUUGGCCUCAGUUCCCCGGCAUCAUUGGUAUUCAGAACGAAGAGUGUGCAGCUAACUACCGUUCAAACAAAGAGUGAUUUAGCAAGGGGAAGAGGCCAUUAGGUUGAUGAGAGGACAAAAAGGAUCAUCAACCCAAGGAGGGAGGCUCUACACAAAGUUUAGGAACAUGUAUAUUCUUUAGAAAAGAGAGAUCUAAUAAUCUGUAAUCAUCGCGCAGACCCAUAUGAAAUGUUAUUAUUAUCCUGUCCCGAUGAAAUGCCGAUGUUAUUAUUCUGCUCUGAAUCUGAAAUCAUUUAUACACUUGUCUCUUCAGUUUUUCAUC
This is a messenger RNA of Brachypodium distachyon (stiff brome), 1798 nucleotides long. RefSeq names its product aspartic proteinase Asp1. Gene Ontology annotation, biological process: proteolysis. NCBI's taxonomy places the organism in Eukaryota, Viridiplantae, Streptophyta, Magnoliopsida, Poales, Poaceae. The coding region runs from base 198 to 1553 and encodes 451 amino acids. The record is from RefSeq and is a predicted model, not a curated record. The transcript has 9 exons. Gene Ontology annotation, molecular function: aspartic-type endopeptidase activity.